This is a messenger RNA of Labrus bergylta (ballan wrasse), 2682 nucleotides long. It is a transcript of the gene polg2, whose product is annotated as polymerase (DNA directed), gamma 2, accessory subunit. Gene Ontology annotation, biological process: mitochondrial DNA replication. Gene Ontology annotation, cellular component: cytoplasm; mitochondrion. The record is from RefSeq and is a predicted model, not a curated record. Lineage: Eukaryota; Metazoa; Chordata; Actinopteri; Labriformes; Labridae.
AGAAUGACUUCCGGGUUAUGCGCCACAUGUGUUUCCUGUGAAUUUCAAACUUGUUGUGAGACAUGAGAUACUUACAGAUUUACUGCAAGGACAACUACAUUUGAUCUUUUAUACUAACCUACACGCGCUAAUACUUCCGGUGUUCCACAUGAAUCAUCACUUGACCAGACCAAUGCCUUUGUGAAACUUUAACUCUUCUUCGUUUACUGUUUGUGACAGUGUGUGACCCGUAGUGAGGUGUUGCACCCUGUAUGAGUGUUCCUCGCUGCAAUAGACGAUCUUUGCAGGCUCUUCACCAUGCUGACUCUCUGCGUCAGAAACGUCCUGUUCAGAAGUUUCCCGUCCCAGAGCAGCAGCGACGCUGUGCAGCUCACUGUGAGACCCUGCAGCUCAUCCAGGGCUCAGGAGGAGGACCUGCACCAGACCAGGACUCUGCUGCGGCUCUGCGUGGACAGGUACUUCCUCUCACCUGGUGAAGCCAACAUGGAGCUGUUCCGGCGCGGGAUGAGCUGCAGGUACGGACCUCUGGGCACCGAGCUGAGGAGAAACCUGCUGGAGCAGUGGUGGCACUCUGUGAGCCGGACCACAGCUCAGGUGUUUGGGAUAAACACCCUGAGUAGCAGCAGCGGGGACACAGCCACAGGUGCUCCAAGAAAACUGAACAUUGUUGAGAAUGAACAUAUCAAACAAAUAUUGGAAGAGAAAGAAGUGAGUAAGGAUCUGCUCAUCCAGAAGAUACAGGUGCUCCUUCAGAGAUCCCCGACUGGGAGGACAAGCUGCCUUCAAGGUGCCUUGGAGCAGUUUGUUCCUUCGUUGGAGCUGGUGAACAGGAAGCUGCCGUUUGGCCUGGCAGAGACUGGUCUAUGUUUUCAGCCCUCAGGUGGCUCUGGUUGCCCCGGUGAGGUCACUCGGGCGUCUCUGGUUUGGUUCUGCUCGGCUCGUGCCUCCUCUCAGUGGCUGGAUCACUGGACGAGACAGAGGCUGAAAUGGUGGAGGAAAUUCGCCCUGUCUCCGUCAGACUUCAGCAGUAGCGACGUGCCCGAGGAGGAGCUGGAGAAGGCGGCGUCCCGCGGGGUGAGGAUCAUCUACAGCUUCCCGUGGGAGGAGACGCUGGAGACGCUGUGGAACCGAGGAGACGCUGAGCUGCUGCGGACACACGGAGGAGAUCGCUCCAAGCUGCAGUGUCGAGACGGCCGGAAGUCAGUCCCUCACGUCAUCUCUGUGACCGCCAACGUGGACCGUGGAGCGCUGGCUUUUCUAUCCAACUCACUCCAAACGCUCAAGAAAGAAGACAGCCGACAGAGGCUGCAGCAGAGGAAGGUUCUGAAGCUGCAUCCAGUGCUGGCUCCGGUCAAAGUGGCUUUAGAUAUUGGCAGAGGAGCGUCUGUGGAGCUGAGACAGGUUUGUGAAGGGCUGCUGAAGGAGUUCAUGGAGGCAAAGAUCUCGACGUGGCCCGGGUAUCUGGAAACAUCAGCGGGGCAGCUGAACACAAAGUAUGACGAGAUGGGCGUGCUUUUCACCGUGGUGGUCAACGAGAACACGUUGGAGAGCGGCCUCCUUCAAGUCCGCAGCAGAGACACCACCGUCAGAGAGACGAUGCACAUCUCUGAGAUCAAGAAGUUCCUCUCCAGAUAUAUAACCGCUGCCGACAACGUCUGAGGGGACCCUUUGUUUGAGCAACUCAACGGAGCUUCAGGAUACUGGGCAAGGGGGGUCGGCACUAUACCGGAUUUUAAACAAGGCGAUACUAGAAAACAUCCAACGAUAUCAAAAACUAUUCUGAUUCCACGGCAACAAACAUGGAUGUCCUACUGCUGAAUGUGUGUGCGGUCCUUUUUUACUGAAGUCAGUGUGUGUCCUUCCUCUGGCUCCGCUCUGCUCCGUCUGUGCAGAUUCCUCUGCAGCAGACACACAAGGCUUCUGUUUCUGCAGGAUGCCGGAGCACGGAGCAUCAAUUUACCAUAGAGCAGAUCAAGCGGGACAGGAAGUCAGACACAGAAACAACAUUAAAACAUCUGGUUUACUUUGAGAGUUAAACACUGAGGUUGGGUUAGGCACUCAAUGUUGGAGAAUUUCCGGUUAUUAAUUACCAAAAAACUGAAAGCAAACUCCUGCACAUUGUCUUUAUUCAGUAAAAAUAUGUUAGACAUUGUCGCCUUCAGAAGAGCUGAGCAGACAUUUGACAUGACAUCAUGACAUUUAACUCAGUUUUUUCAGUGGUAAGUAAAAUCAAGUUCUUUUUCUGGAGAGCUCAACUGACCUCUCAUCAUCUCAGGAUUACAACGCUGAUUCUCCAGUGAUAACGAGGUCAUUGCAGCUUUGUUAUCACAGGAAAAGAAGCAUUGUUACCCUGAGAUAAUGAGAUAAAUAGGUCAAAAUGUAAAAAUGAACACAGUAGUGUACUUGUUAGCUCGAGAAAACAGAUUCAGAAGAGAGUUCUGCUUAGUGUGUCUGUGUGUCAGCUCUGUGUGUUUGUAAGAGACGUAAAGUUUGAGUCUUUGUGAGACGCCUAAAGGAGAAACAUCCGUACCAGCAGUCUAGGAUUUAAACAGAUCGUUGGCUUCGUCUCAUCUUACAGCCUCCUCUCAAAGCUCAGUUCUCAUAACGAGCGGUCAGGUCCAUGUCGCUGACUGAAUUCUGAUGCUUUUUAUUCAUUUAUAUUAAACGUUCUCUUUGAUAUUA